GGCUAUUUUUACGCGCGGACACCGGACACCGGGCUGGGGCUGGGGCUGGGGCGGCGGCGUUGGCCGAGGCGGGGCCGCACCGGGGCCGGGCAUCGGGGCCACACGUCCGUUCGCGGGUCGCUGGGGCUGCGCGCGCCAUGGAGCCGCGGUGCCCGCCGCCGUGCGGCUGCUGCGAGCGGCUGGUGCUCAACGUGGCGGGGCUGCGCUUCGAGACGCGGGCGCGCACGCUGGGCCGCUUCCCGGACACUCUGCUAGGGGACCCCGCGCGCCGCGGCCGUUUCUACGACGACGCACGCCGCGAGUACUUCUUCGACCGGCACCGGCCCAGCUUCGACGCCGUGCUCUACUACUACCAGUCGGGCGGGCGGCUGCGGCGGCCGGCGCACGUGCCGCUCGACGUCUUCCUGGAGGAGGUGGCCUUCUACGGGCUGGGCGCGGCGGCCCUGGCGCGCCUGCGCGAGGACGAGGGCUGCCCGGUGCCGCCUGAGCGCCCCCUGCCCCGCCGCGCCUUCGCGCGCCAGCUGUGGCUGCUCUUCGAGUUUCCCGAGAGCUCGCAAGCCGCGCGCGUGCUCGCCGUAGUCUCGGUGCUGGUCAUCCUCGUCUCCAUCGUCGUCUUCUGCCUCGAGACGCUGCCUGACUUCCGCGACGACCGCGACGGCCCGGGACUUGCUGCCGUAGCCGCAGCCGGCCCGUUCCCCGCUCGGCUGAAUGGCUCCAGCCAAGUGCCUGGAAAUCCACCCCGCCUGCCCUUCAAUGACCCGUUCUUCGUAGUGGAGACGCUGUGUAUUUGUUGGUUCUCCUUUGAGCUGCUAGUACGCCUCCUGGCCUGUCCAAGCAAGGCGAUCUUCUUCAAGAACGUGAUGAACCUCAUCGAUUUUGUGGCUAUCCUGCCCUACUUUGUGGCACUGGGCACCGAGCUGGCCCGGCAGCGAGGGGUGGGCCAACAGGCCAUGUCACUGGCCAUCCUGAGAGUCAUCCGAUUGGUGCGUGUCUUCCGCAUCUUCAAGCUGUCCCGGCACUCAAAGGGCCUGCAAAUCUUGGGCCAGACGCUUCGGGCCUCCAUGCGUGAGCUGGGCCUCCUCAUCUUUUUCCUCUUCAUCGGUGUGGUCCUCUUUUCCAGCGCGGUCUACUUUGCCGAAGUCGACCGGGUGGACUCCCAUUUCACUAGCAUCCCUGAGUCCUUCUGGUGGGCGGUGGUCACCAUGACUACAGUUGGCUAUGGAGACAUGGCACCUGUCACUGUAGGUGGCAAGAUAGUGGGCUCUCUGUGUGCCAUUGCUGGCGUGCUGACCAUUUCCCUGCCUGUGCCCGUCAUUGUCUCCAAUUUCAGCUACUUUUAUCACCGGGAGACAGAGGGCGAAGAGGCUGGGAUGUUCAGCCAUGUGGACACGCAGCCUUGUGGCCCACUGGAGGGCAAGGCCAAUGGGGGGUUGGUGGAUGGGGAGGUACCUGAGCUACCACCUCCACUCUGGGCACCCCCAGGGAAACAUCUGGUCACCGAAGUGUGAGGGACAGUUGAGGUC
Messenger RNA from Chlorocebus sabaeus (green monkey), 1523 nucleotides. RefSeq names its product potassium voltage-gated channel subfamily A member 7 (gene KCNA7). Gene Ontology annotation, biological process: action potential; potassium ion transmembrane transport; protein homooligomerization. Gene Ontology annotation, cellular component: membrane; voltage-gated potassium channel complex. NCBI's taxonomy places the organism in Eukaryota, Metazoa, Chordata, Mammalia, Primates, Cercopithecidae. The record is from RefSeq and is a predicted model, not a curated record. Gene Ontology annotation, molecular function: protein binding; delayed rectifier potassium channel activity.